AUGCCCAACUUUUGGCGGCAGUACAGCAUCCAGCUGUACGGGUUUCUGGCCAAGACAUUCCUACAGCGAUGGCGCAUGCCCAUCUCCACCACGGUGGAGGUCCUUCUCCCUUGCCUCUUCACCAUUCUGAUAUCCAUCGCCUACUGGGUGUCGGGCCAUUCGACUGUACCGGCGCAGAUGUACGACGGCGGCGCCAAUGUGCCGCUGAACAUGACGGACUUUGUGUCGUAUUUCAUGUGCAAGAAGGUGGACUCAAAACUGGCGGUGCCAUGGCGCCCGUGCCCGCCUGGGAUGAACUCAUCGUUUCUCACGUGCCUGUCGCUCAUCGGCAACGGCAAUGAGAUUUGCAUCCAGAAUGCCCUCUACUCGGCGCUGUACCACAUUCUGUACGGCAUGUUCUAUGGCAAAGGCUCAUACGGUAUGAACACAAUGGACGGCCACCUCACGCUGUCGGCCAUGGUGACCGAGGCGACGCACGAAGAAAACCCAACAUUCUUCGGCCGUGGUGGUAGGGACAGCCUGUCGCACUAUGGCAAGCUGCUGGUGUCAAGCGACUCGGAUACGCUGGGGCAACGCUUCAUGACGUUCUGCCGCACCAAGAGCGCGAUGUGCGGCGAGGUACUUUACCCCAAUUCCUUCCCUUCAUUGACCAGUGCCAAGGACUACGCAGCAGAGCACGAGAACACUGUCUGGGCCAUCGUUGACCUUCCGAAGGCCUCCCUCACAGCCAACGGUGAGACAGAAUUCACCAUUAGCAUGAAUUUUACGGCUACUGCGCCAACGUCGAAGGGGUCAUCGAAGAGCCUCUUCACCCGCGGCCUCGGCGCCAACGACGGCAGCGACGGCUACGUGCUCUACUGGGCUAGCGGCUUCUUGACGCUGCAGACAUUUGUGCAGGAGUUCUACAUGUCGGAGGCUCUGGCUAACCACACCGUUACUGGCCCCGCUUCCUACGACUCGGACCCCGCGACCGGCGUGGACGGCAUCAGCAAGUACCUCUCGCAGUACGGCUCUACCUUAAUCCCGAUGCCGACGCCGUCGCGCUACGACAACUCGUUCCUGACGAGGUGGGCUUACUACAUGCCGCUGCUCGCCGUGAUGGCUAUCCUGUACCCGACUUCACGCCUCGUGAUGCUGAUCGUCAGUGAAAAGUACAACGGCAUUCGCGAGGCGAUGCUGAUCAUGGGCCUGCAUCCGUCCUGCAUGUUUUUUGGGUGGUACUCCUCCGCACUCAUCAUGGACUUCGUUUCUUCGCUGCUCGCCGCCAUGUUUCUCAAGAUCGGCUUCCUCGACAAGGUGGACUACAGCCUCCUCUUGCUGCUCUACUUCUCUUUCAUGCAGCAGAACACGGCCCUCUGCUUCUUUGUCAGCUCCAUCUUCCACAACCCGCGCGUGGCGAGCUGGUGCAUCGCGUUUGUGCUGUUCUUGUUUGCGAUCCCAUCCUUCUCCUUUCCGGAUGGCAUGACCGACAUCCAGAAGAUCUUCUGCUGCCUGCUCCCCUGUGUCGGCUACAUCCAGGCGUUCAACAUGAUGCUGAACUACGUUUCCUUCGGCUGGCACUUUGGGUGGCCGCAGGCGCACAUUGGCUACUUCAACUUUUCCAUCGCGGUUGGCAUGAUGUGGGCCUCGUUCGGCGCGCUGAUGCUCCUCAGCUUUUACUUGGACCGCGUCUCCUUUGGCGCAGUCGGCCGCCGUGCCCACCCCCUCUUUUUCCUAAUGCCGCUGGUGAAUCGCUUCCGCAAGCGCAGGAUACAGCUGGUCAAAAUGUCGGACAUGGGCAGGCCGAUUCGCCCUGGCUCUCUGGUCGAGUGGGCCAGCAGCGAGGAAGUCGAGCCGGGCAACACGUCAUUUGCGGAAGGCCCGGUGAAGAAGGAUGGCAAGGCAUCGCCGUCAGAUUCCAGCCGACUCAUAGAGCACCACCAUGAUGUUGUUAACCCAAUGGACCCCGGUGUCGCUGCCGUCUUCUACCGCCUGCGCAAGAUCUACAUUGGUGGUGGCAUCCUCGGCUUCUUCUACACGUACUUCACCGGACUCUUCCGCGAGGGCGACCGCAUCGUCGCGCUGGACGGCGUCACCUUUGCAAUGCGCACCGGCGAGGUGAGCGUGCUGCUCGGCCCCAACGGUGCCGGCAAGUCCACGAUCAUGGGCAUGGCGACUGGCAUGGUGAACCCGACGAGCGGCGAUGUCUUCGUGCGCGGCUACGACGCCCGGACGCACCUUGACGAGUGCCGGCAGAGCAUCGGGUACUGUCCUCAGCGCGAUAUUGUGUGGUCUCUGCUGACGGUGGAGGAACACAUCACCUUCUACGCGCGCAUGAAGGGGUCUAACUCAGUGAACGUGCAAGACAAGGUGGAGUACGUGCUGGACCUCGUCGACCUGCAGGAGAAGCGUCACUGCAAGGCAAGCAAGCUGUCGAGUGGUCAGCGCCGGCGUCUGUGCGUCGCGAUCGCUAUGGUCGGUGACUCUUCCGUGCUGUUUCUCGACGAACCCACGUCCGGUAUGGACAUCAAGGGUCGCAAGAUAGUAUACGAUGCCCUGAACCGCACCCGUGUCCAUCGUAGCGUGCUUAUCUCCACUCACCUUCUCGACGAGGCCGACCGCAUUGCCGACCGCGUCCUCAUCAUAAACAAAGGAUUGCUGUCCGCGGAGGGCUCGACGAUGUACCUCAAGUCACAGAUGGAGGUCGGGUACGUGGUGACGUGCUUGCUGGACAGCAACAUGAGCAUCAUGGAGGAGAACGGCGCUGCCGAGGCGCUGGUGGAUUUCGUGCGCGCCGAGAGCUACGCGGCGCAGAGAGUCGACGGCGGCAGCAACGAGGGAUGUGUGGUGCUGGGGGUGCAGCGGCGCGGCCGCGAGGUGUCCUUCCGCUUCCCGAUGACCCUUCUCGACUCAGCUGGCGUGUCGCUUCUUUCAGUGAUUCAACGCAACAGCGAGCGGUUGCACUUGCGCAACGUCGCGCUCAACCUGGCGACUCUCGAGGACGUCUUCUUCGCCGUCACGUGCACCACACCGCUCAUGACAAGCGUGACAGACGGCGAGCUGGUCGGCGGGCGAGAGGGUGAAAGCGAUUCGAUCGACACGCCUGAGAUGCCGUUGACGAUCACCGACCUUUAUGAAGAGAAGAGGGCUUACUUCUUCGUCUUCUGCCGGCACUUCCGCGCGCUCUUCCUGAAGCGACUGCACUAUGCCCAGCGCGACGUCAAGCUACUCAUCUACCAGGUGGUGCUGCCGAUCAUCUUUCUGCUCUUGUCGCUGUUCAUUACCCUUGUCCGCGAACCGACCCAGCCCGCCCUUCGGCUCGACAUGACCAUGUACGAGCACUACGCCUCUAACCCAUCUCAGGUGAUGACGGCAUACUCGAACUUUUCCGGCUACGUGCAGAACUUGACCCGCUUCCCCAUGAGUGUCACGAACGCCUUCCACCUCGGUCCAAAUCUGUCCAACAGUGUCUGGGGCUCGUACUACCUCACCGACUUCCGCGAGAUGCCGUCUGGCCUGCCCAACGUGUCCUACUCCAUGAGCCAGCUGUUACUGAGCGAAGUCAUGACGCACAAGUUGCCGCGCUGCGUUGCUGUGGCGCCGGUGGGGGCGGUGUACCAGCAGGGUGUGCCCAAGGAAACUCCGACGUUGCUGCACAACACAUCGUACAGCCACUCCUCCCCACAGGCCGUGGACGCGCUCUACCACCUCGCCACGUAUCAGCUCUUCGGCUCCUCCGUGCCGAUGCCGACUGUCGUCAACUCGCCCAUGCCACUCGGCGAAUUUGAGAAGUCGCUGGUGUCAGCAAACAAGCAGGUCAUGAUCGGGAUCUUCAUCAUCCUGCCCUUCAUCUUCAUUCCGUCCAACACGAUCUCCUUCAUUGUCGAGGAGAAGGAGUCUGGCGCCCGUCACAUGCAGUGGAUUUCCGGUGCCAGUGUCCUGGCGUACUGGUUGAGUAGCUUUGUGUUCGACUUUGCGUGCUACAUCGUUACGCAGAUUUUGGCCUUCGUCAUCUUCCUCAUCUUUAGACGCACCGAAUACAUUGGCAAGGACACCAUUGACGCCGCCCUUGUGCUCUUCCUCUUUUUCGGCCUGACGUCGAUCCCGGUCAGCUACUUCCUGAGCUUCUUCUUCCGCUCCAGCUUCACGGCGCAGUCUGUCGUCUUCUGCAUCAACUUUACCUUUGGCUUCCUGUGGGUGACGCUCGAGUCGAUGAUCGCCGAGCACGCACUGCGGUUCGCGGAGGUGGUGACCUACGUUCUUCGCAUCUUCCCAGCUGUGUGCUUCGGCGAGGCCAUGUACGUACUUUCCGGCGUGCAGCUGGCCAACUUGAUGUUCCCGAACCGCGCCAAAACAAGCUUGUUUGCGCUGCUGCACUUCAGCGAGACGGGCCACCCCGUUGGCGGUAUCGGCACAGGCCUCAUUUAUAUGUCUUGCGUUGCUGUGGUCUGCACUGUGGGGCUCGUGGUUCUUGAGUACCUGCGGGUGCAGCGACUCGACGCGGUCUUCACGCAGUGCUGCACAAAGCCGAACGCCGAGGACGAGGAGGAGCACCACCGCCUCGAGGAGGCGCACCCGUCCGUGAGGCAGGAGGAGGAGUACGUGUGCUCAGUGGAGACAGGACCAGAGCCCGCCUGCGUUGCGGUGCAGCACCUCAACAAGCGGUACAUAGGAGCCAGUCACGCGGCUGUCCACAACAUCUCGCUCGGUGUGAAGAGGGGUGAGGUGAUGGGUCUGCUGGGGCUUAACGGCGCCGGGAAGACGACGGUGGUGAGCAUCCUUGCAGGUGAGGAGGUUGCGACAGCCGGCGAAGUGUUUGUGAACCACCACCCCGUACAGUCAAUAGAGAGCCGCUCCUUUGUUGGCUACUGCCCGCAGUACGAAGCGCUGCUGAGCAAUCUCAGCGCUGAAGAGCACCUCUGGUUGUAUGCCCGCCUGCGCUCGAUCAAAGAAAAGCACAUCAAGGCAGAGGUGCACAUGCUGCUCAAAGAGCUAGGGCUGUACCCGUUCCGCAACCAGUCUGCCGCGUCUCUAAGCGGUGGCAACAAGCGCCGCUUGUCCCUUGCCAUCGCGUUGGUCGGACACACAAAAAGUGUGCUUCUGGACGAGCCAACGUCAGGCAUGGAUGCCGUGGCCCGUGCACAGACGUGCGAUAUACUGCGCCGCCUCGCGGCUGACAAAUCCGUGGUGCUGACCACGCACCGCCUGGACGAGGUCGAGGCACUGGCCGACCGCGCCGCCUUCGUCGUGCGGGGCAAUCUGCGCUGCAUCGGUACACCACAGGAGCUGAAGAACGCGUACAACACGACUGCCGCCUACACGCUCAAUGUGCUCUUCCCCAUUACGGUGCACUUGCAGGGCAUACACGAAAACCUGGUAGAAAAGGUGCGCAGCUACGUGCUCGACACCAUCACUGCCGCGUUGGGGGAGAAUGUGCGGCAGACGCUUCGGUGCGAGGUGGUGGAGGUGCACCCGUGCUCGAUGCAGUUGACCGUGAACGCCGACCUUCCUCCCAUCUGCAUCGCUGUUUCGAACCUUCAGGGGGGCAGGGCGGAGGGCAUACCUGCAACGGCGUAUGUCAGCGUGAGCCAGCCGACGCUGGAGGACAUUCUUCUUCUCCAGUAG
This is a messenger RNA of Leishmania braziliensis MHOM/BR/75/M2904, 5604 nucleotides long. RefSeq names its product putative ABC transporter. Gene Ontology annotation, cellular component: intracellular membrane-bounded organelle; membrane. Gene Ontology annotation, biological process: lipid transport; transmembrane transport. The coding region runs from base 1 to 5604 and encodes 1867 amino acids. Lineage: Eukaryota; Euglenozoa; Kinetoplastea; Trypanosomatida; Trypanosomatidae. The record is from RefSeq and is a predicted model, not a curated record. The transcript has a single exon. Gene Ontology annotation, molecular function: lipid carrier activity; ATP binding; ATP hydrolysis activity.